CAUGGGGAAUAUUUCUCUCACGGACGGAUCCAAACCACUUCAUUUUUCAACCAAACGCAGGUCCACAUGGAUCGAACCCGUUCCAACACACUUGUACCCUGGAACCAAACGCACGCCUGUAAAGCGCCAUGAAACAAUCCAGGAUAUCCCCGCUCGCCCGGUCGCUCCCACGGCAGUCGGCAGAUACGCGCUGUCCAGCACUCCUGGGCGCACUCGCCAAAGCACACGCCAAUCUUUCGGGGAGGAAAUGGAGGGCGCCGGCGCAGCGGCACCAACGAUCACCGCCGCCGCGACGGGGCGGCGGCCGGUGGUGCUGUACCCGUCGCCGGGGAUGGGCCACCUGGUCUCCAUGAUCGAGCUCGGCAAGAUCCUCGGCGCGCGGGGGCUGGCCGUCAUCAUCGUCGUCAUCGACCCGCCCUACAACACGGGGGCCACGGGCCCCUUCCUCGCGGGCGUCUCCGCGGCCAACCCGUCCAUCUCUUUCCACCGCCUGCCCAAGGUCGAGCUCCUCCCGCCCGCCGUCCGGACCAAGCACCAUGAGGCGCUCACCUUCGAGGUCAUCCGCGUCUCCAACCCGCACCUCCGGGACUUCCUUGCCGCCGCGUCCCCGGCGGUCCUCAUCGUCGACUUCUUCUGCAGCAUCGCACUCGGCGUCGCCAGGGAGCUCGGCGUGCCGGGAUACUUCUUCUUCACCUCCGGCGCUGAGGUCCUCGCUUUCUUCCUGUACCUCCCGGUGCUCCACGCGCGGACCACGGCGAACUUCAAGGACAUGGGGGAAGAGCUCGUGCACGUCCCCGGCGUCCCGCCGUUCCCGGCGACGCACGCCAUCCUGCCGCUCAUGGAGCGCGACGACGCGGCCUACGACGGCUUCCUGGACGCCAGCCCCGAGCUCUGCCGCUCCCACGGCGUCAUCGUCAACACGUUCCGCCAGCUCGAGCGGCGCGCCGUCGAGGCAGUGGUCGCUGGCCGCUGCACGCCGCCAGAACUCCCGACGCCGCCCGUCCACUGCAUCGGCCCGCUGAUCAAGUCGGAGGAGGUGCUGGGCAACGGCGGCGAGGAGUGCCUGGCGUGGCUGGACGCGCAGCCGAAAGCCAGCGUGGUGUUCCUCUGCUUCGGCAGCAUCGGGCGGUUCAGCGCGGAGCAGAUCAGGGAGGUGGCGGCGGGGCUGGAGGCCAGCGGGCAGCGGUUCCUGUGGGUGGUCCGCGCCCCGCCCAGCGACGACCCGGCGAAGAAGUUCGACAGGCCGCCGGAGCCGGACCUGGGCGCGCUCCUGCCGGAGGGGUUCCUGGCCCGGACCGAGGGCAGGGGCCUCGUCGUCAAGUCGUGGGCGCCGCAGCGGGACGUGCUGGCGCACGCGGCCGUGGGCGGUUUCGUGACGCACUGCGGCUGGAACUCGGUGCUGGAGGCCGUGAUGGCGGGCGUGCCGAUGGUGGCGUGGCCGCUCUACGCGGAGCAGCGGAUGAACCGGGUGUUCCUGGAGAAGGAGAUGCAGCUGGCCGUGGCCGUGGAAGGGUACGACGGCGAGAGGGAGCUCGUGGCAGCCGAGGAGGUGGCGGCCAAGGUGCGCUGGCUCAUGGAAUCCGACGGCGGGAGGGUGCUCCGGGAGCGCACGCUCGCGGCCAUGCGGCAGGCGCACGACGCCCUGCGCGAAGGCGGCGAGUCGGAGGCCGCACUGGCCGCGCUCGUCGACCAGUGGAGACGCGCUUGACCUUGACGUGGUAAAGUUCAAAGGUGCGAGAUGAUGCGGAUUCUGUGGGGAAGAGAUGGGUUGACGCGACCGGGGUUGGCGCACACUUGUUCACUAGGGCAGGUGGGCCAGCAGUCAUCACGACAUGGUCGUCGCUGACUCACUGUGGCGUCGUUGUGAGUUUGUUCUGGGGUCAAGACUCAAUAGUGUAGCAGCAGCAGACAUGGCUAUUCCUCUGUUUUGGAUGCGGAAGUGAAUAAACAUCGGUCAUUAGUGUUAGUGACUUGAGUA
This is a messenger RNA of Setaria italica (foxtail millet), 1978 nucleotides long. Its product is annotated as UDP-glycosyltransferase 88A1. The coding region runs from base 2 to 1708 and encodes 568 amino acids. Gene Ontology annotation, molecular function: UDP-glycosyltransferase activity. NCBI's taxonomy places the organism in Eukaryota, Viridiplantae, Streptophyta, Magnoliopsida, Poales, Poaceae. The transcript has a single exon. The record is from RefSeq and is a predicted model, not a curated record.